AUGUUUUAGUGGUCGAACCAAGAUUCAAACUUAGGUCUCUACCACAAAUUCAACGCUCUUUCUUAUAGUGCGGCUCCACUGGCAGGACCAGACAUAACCGUGAAACCUGGAGCUGCCCUGGCUCCCUUCGCUGCACUUCCCUUCCCCCAGUCUGCCCCCGGCCCACCUGCCCAGCCACCCUGGGGGCUGCCCUCACGGGCCCCCGCACCUUUAGCCUUUUCUCCAGGCAACCCUCUGGUGCUCUCUGCUUUCCCCAGCUCAUUGUUGGUGACAGGGGAUGGGGGCCCUGGCCCCAGUGGAGCUGGAGCUGGAGCUGGCAAGGUCAUCGUCAAAGUCAAGACGGAAGCGGGGCCAGCUGAGUCCUCUCAAACUCAGAACUUUAUCCUCACUCAGACCGCCCUCAAUUGGAUUGCCUCCGGCGCUCCCUGCGGGGGCCCCGAGGGUCCUGCCCCUGGAUGCCUGACAGCCUCUAACGUGAAGACCCUUCUGCCCGCUCAGGCUGUUGGGGUGACCCCAGAGGGCCUCCCAGGCCUUCCUGCUCAGGCUCCACCGCCGGCUGCCCAACUGGCCCCCACUGCAUCCCCGGAAAAGGCUUGGCCAGGGCCACAUGGGGCACCUGAGGAAGGAGGUCCUGCAGCCGCCCGAUCCGAGCCCUCCCUGGGUGACCUCUCCUAUGCCUCCAAGGGUGUUUAUGAGAACUUCCGACGCUGGCAGCACUACAAAGCCUUGGCACGCAGGCACUUACCCCAAAGCCCUGAUGCAGAGGCCCUUUCCUGCUUCCUUAUCCCAGUGCUUCGUUCCCUGGCCCGGCGGAAGCCCACGAUGACCCUGGAGGAGGGACUGCCAAGGGCUGUACAGGAGUGGGAGCGGACCAGCAACUUUGACCGGAUGACCUUCUAUGAGAUGGCAGAAAAGUUCAUGGAGUUUGAGACCGAGGAGGAGAUGCAGAUUCAGAACACACAGCUGAUGAAUGGGCUCCAGGGCCUGCCUCCUGCAGCCCCCCUGAAACCUGAUCCUCCAGGGCCCCUGGCCCCAGAGGUUUGCCAGCAGCCAGUGUACAUUCCCAAGAAGGCUGCCUCCAAGGCCCGGGCCCCCCGCCGGCGGCAGCGCAAAACCCAGAGGCCUCCGGCCCCUGAGGCACCCAAGGAGAUCCCAGCAGAGGCUGUGAAGGAGUACUCUGACAUCAUGGAAGAGCUGGUGGCGAGUCACUUGGCCCCUGAGGAGUCAGAUGGAAAACAGGAAGAGGAAGAAGGGCAACUGCAGGAGGAAGGGCUGUAUCCAGACGCAGGUCUCCUGAGCUACAUCGAUGAGCUGUGUUCUCAGGAGGUCUUUGUCUCCAAGGUGGAGGCCGUCAUUCACCCUCAAUUUUUGGCAGAUCUCCUGUCCCCAGAACAACAGAGGGAUCCCUUGGCCUUAACUGAGGAGCUGGAGCAAGAAGAAGGACUCAGUCUUGCCCAGCUGGUCCAGAAGCGACUCCUGGCUUUGGAAGAGGAGGAUGCAGAGGCACCUCCAAGUUGCAGUGGCACUCAACUGGACUCAAGUCCCUCUGUUUCUGAUGAGGAUGAAGAAGGGGGUGGGCGGCUUCGGCCCUCCCCUGGGCCUCGGGUGGCUGGGGGCACCAUUCGCCUUGGAAAGGCUGCUUCUCCGGGAAAGCGGGCAAGAGAAGUGCCUGGAGGGCAGGAGCGGGCCCUAGGUGGCCUGAGGCGGCUGUGCAGGGACGGGAACCCUCUGCCAUCCCCCAGUGGCUGGGACCUGCAGCUAGAACUUGCAGCUCCACAGGGAACUCGCGGGCCCCUGGGUAGGGAGAGAAGAGGGUCUGGGAAGGUUACAGGCCAGAUAUCAUCUCAUGUGGAUGACCACCUGGGAGGUGCUGGGUCCCCUGGGCGCUCCCUGGUGGCUGACAGGGCUUCUGAAGCUCUGCCCCUCUGCUGGCAGGAAGGCCCGCAGCUCGAGAUAGUUCCCCAUUUGGAUGUUGGCCUUUCAGAGCUGACUCCUCUGCAAGGACAGGGGUUGGGGAAGCAGGCCCUGGGGCUGCAGACAGGACAACAGAUAGGGAACCUUGGAGCAGCUCCUCAGGAGGAGCCACUGGCAGUGCCCCAGGAAGGCUCUCCAGGGGCCAUGUGGGGAGAUGACAGAGGUCCUCCCACGGUUCAGAGUUACGAUCAGGACCCUUCCCCUAGAGCAGCUGGGGACAGGGAUGGGGCUGGGGCCUCUCUCAGUCCAGGGCUUUGGCUGAGCAAUGUAAUAGACACUGUAGGCCUGGAGUUGCCCUUACAAAUCGAGGAGGUCAUAGAGAGCUUCCAUGAUGGGGAGUGUGUAACUGAGCACCAGCGGGGCUGCCAGGCAUUGGGCCCCAGAAGCAGCAUUUCUCUGGGUCCCGGAGAAACCACAGCACCGGGGGGCGUGGGGAGCAGUGCGGUUCCCUGUGGGAGCACAGAUGCCCCAUUGGCUUUAGAAAAGACAAACUACUGCAGCUUGUUGGGACCUCUGAGGGCCAACAGCUCGGCCUCGCAGCCUAAAGUAAACAGAGGACAGAGCCCUGAGACCAUUCAGGAUCCCAGUGAUCUGUGGGCUGGGGCUUGCCCCCUGUUGCUGGAAAGCAGCAUUGAUGCCUCCACACGGGGGGCUUCCAAAGAAGCUCCCCUGCCUGCAAGUCAAGGCAACAUCCUUAUCCUGGGGCCCCAGGGUACCUCCUCCUUCCCCAAGGCCAGCCCAGAGGCAGGGGGCAGAGACAGUUCCAUUUCUCCUCUGGUGGAAGCCACCAAAUGUGGCAACACACUCAGUGUUAGAGAUGCCUGUGGCCUCCAGCUUGGGGCUGCUGAAGACGCCUGCCCACUAGGUUUUCAUCCUUAUGACCCCCAGGGAGAGGCCAGGGAGGAUACUGAUUUGUCUGAGCCUAAAGACCUUGCUUCCUUACCAGCCAAUCGAGAGUCUUAUGCACACAGAACCCCCAAAUCAACACCUCCUCCCCAGGGUCUUAGAAGCGCUUCCCCUAGAAGAGGAACCAGGGAUGCCUUAAUUGUGAGAGAAGCCCCUCCUGUCAGUGGAACAGGCAGUUCAGCAGAUGGGGCCAAAGGAGAGGAGGAGGAUGAAGAACUCUCCAAUUUUGCCUACCUCUUGGCCUCUAAACUUAGCCUCUCGCCAAGGAGGGGUCAUGGCUCUGCCUCAGGCCUGCUCUCAGGGGGCCGGAGGGGCCACAGAGCACCCCCCUCCCCGACUCCUGAGGCGAGAGGCCUUGGCCAGCCUCCAAAUCCAGUUGCCAAGUCUGGGAAGCAAGCUGUAGUUGGAGGUCCAGCCCCGGCUGAAAAGAAGCCUUUCUCGGGGGCUGACCUUGGGGCGCCUGGGGAGAAACCUCUGGCCCUGGGAGCGGUUCGCGCCUCACAGCCUCGUAAGAGAAGGCGUGAUAGCUUCGUCACGGGCAGGAGGAAGAAACAACGUCGCAGCCAGUAGGGAGCUGUGGGCCCCAUCCUGUUCCACCUGCCAAUCCUUGAAGGUGGGGCCCAGAGUAGAUUUCACCCACAGACAUUCCUCCUCGGCCCUAUGCUGUUUGUUGUUCUGCCAAAGUGGCGAGUGU
Molecule: messenger RNA, 3574 nt
Organism: Vicugna pacos (alpaca)
Lineage: Eukaryota; Metazoa; Chordata; Mammalia; Artiodactyla; Camelidae
Source: RefSeq, a predicted model, not a curated record